UCGGCUUAUAAUAAAAAACUGACUUAUAUCUAAGAAGUUGAAUUCACGGUACCGUCAACUAAUAAUCGGACUUAAUAUUAUGCAGUCAAAGUGUUUUUAUAAACCUACUAAUAUUUACUAGUAUACCGAAGUAUAUUUCGACGUCUUUUUAACGCAAUGUUUUCUUCAUGAAACUAUAAUUAAAUAUAAACUCGCUGAAGGUUAGAUAAUACCAAGAUGCAAUAUUAUAGGCACAUUUUUUCCUGAAUCAUAACAUUCAUUUCGUUACUGUCUUGUUUUGAAUCGUUCUGAUUGUGCACUAACACUACCUUUUUCCAGAGGUUUAGUUUUUUAAAAGAAUAUUAGACCUAAGUAAUCAACUGAAAUUUAAUAUGCUACAGAAAACCUGUUGAAUCACAGCUUCAAAUAUUUAGAAACCAUACACCAGUUACUUAACAAUGAAAAAGUAAUAUAAUGAAAAUUUGAAAAUUAAGGUAAAUAUGUUUGCAUGGAGAUUUAUUUUUAUUUAAACUAUAAGAAUGACAAUCAGUAGAAGCCGACUCCACUGAAACUGUAGGGAUAUCCAUUAUCUUCUAUAAGUCGUAACAAAUCCUAAUUAAUUAAAAUUUACAGUUAAGAUAAAUCUUUUUCAUUGAAAUCGUGAAUCGAUCCAAGCUAGUCAACCAAUAAAAACUCAGAAACAUUGGAUGGUCGUUUCAUGACAGUAUGGGACUCUCCAGCAGUGCAUAUCCACGAUCCUGCAUGCUGGAAUCUAACCAUAAACCUUGUUUCACUCUCGAGUACUUAACCACUAGACCACUAAGCCGGUAUCCAAUGCUGUACAAUUAAACUGAGCAAUUUCUACCUAUUGAUAUCAAUAAUUAACAGACACCAAACAUAAUCAAUAACAUUCAUAAUUUGAAAUAAAACUUCAUUGUUCUUAUACCAGUUUGUAUACAAUUAGAAUGAAACCUAUUAUAGUGACUUCCUGUUGGGAUAUUCAGGAAAAUAUCCCAAAAAUUAUCCUGUUAAGCCUAAUGCUAUCCUUGGACAUGGAAUGGUAUCAUCUUAUUGGUCAAUAUUUGUUUAACGUGUCAUUUUCCUACUGGCCAUUAUUGUACAAUGUUAUCUUCUAUUUUAUGGACACUUUUUAUUGAUGGAUUAAAUAUACCGCCAUGUUGGCCAAUGGUUUUAAAACAGUGUACAUCCAAUGAAAAUCUCAUUAUAUCAGAAAAGAAUUAUUACCUAAAAGCUUUUAAUUCUCACAAAUUAUCAAGAGUUUAUGUUGGAGAUAAAAAUCAUUCAUAUCAUCUGUCAAUACAUGUACAACAGAAGUUCCCAAUUAAUAAAACAAUUCAACUUAGUUGUGUAGAAAUUGAAACAUCGGAUGGAUCUGAUUGUGCGCCACUUGUUUGCGAGCAUAUACAGGAUGCAUCAUGGUCAGUUGUGAUAUUCGUUUUAAUUCUACGCUGUUUAGUUAGCUCAGCUCAUGCACCAAUUUCAAAUCUACUAGAUUCAGUAACAUUUUCAAUACUUGGAUCAGGAAAGGCACAUUUCUACGGUAGAUCAAGAGCACUAGGAUCAUUUGGUUUUAUGAUUGGUUCUCUAUUAACUGGUUUUGCAGUAUAUCAGUAUACAUCAAUAAAUUAUCAUCAUACAAUAAAUGAAACAAAUCUGAAUCUUUUAUACUAUACUAAUAAUUCAUUAAAUAUCAACUCAGUGAAUCCGAAUUAUAUACCAGCAAUUAUAAUCGCUUCAUUAUCAGUUGGCAUUGGUACAAUUGCAUCAAUAUUUUGUAACUAUGAUAAUACAAAAUCUGUAGAAACACAUUUUACAAAAGCAUUAACGACAGCAAUACGUUCACCAACAAUGAUUCAAUGUUUAGUGGUUGCAUUUAUGACUGGUUUGAUUAUAUCAUUUGUUGGUGAAUAUAAUUAUCUUAUUCUCACCACGAUCUAUCAUGUACCACAUUAUUUCCUAGGUUUAUUAACAACUAUAGCUAUUAUUGUAGAAAUACCAACAUUAUUAUUUAUUUCAGGUAUCACUGUAAAACGCUUUGGUGUGAUUGCAUGUCAAGUAAUUUCACAAAUCAUGUUAACUAUACAUUUCAUAUUUUAUACUUAUUCAACAAAUUAUUGGUAUCUCUUAAUUGGUGAAAUUGCUUACGGUAUAUCUUAUCCAAUCUUAAUGAAUGCUUUAUUAUUACAAACGGAAAAAGUUAGUUUUGAAAAAAUAAAUGAGAAUUAUCAAAUUUUAGCUAGUUUACAAGCUAUACUAACAAGUACUAUGUAUGGUUUAAGCAGUAGUUUAGGUGGAUUAAUAUGGGGUUUAUUAUUACAAUAUUUUAAAGCACGUACAUUAUUUUUUAUAGCACUUAUUUACACUUCAAUUUGUGCAUUAUUUUUUCCAUUUGUUGCAUAUUAUUUAAACAAAUUAAAAUGUUAAAUAUUUUAAGUGUACUUAGAUUUUCUUCUAGCUCACACUAAUUAAACCUAUUGUGAUUAUAAUUUAUUCAUAAUAAAUAUUAUCAAAUUCAAUGCAAAAUAAACUGUUCUGUAGAGAUCUAUUAUAAAAAUAUAAAUUGGGGUGUUCAGAAAGUGAAAAAAAAAUUUUUGUUUUCUAAACUACAUAUAUUUAUCAUUAGAUGAUUCUAUGUAGAAGAAAAAUUGAUGAAAUAUUUUUCUUUUUGUCAAUAAUUCCUUUUAAUGGACUUUUAAUAAAUAAAUGCGUUUCAUCUGAUCUUUUCAUACAAUUUCCUAAAGAGAAUUUCUACUUAAUUACAACAUGUACAAAUAUUUAAAUUAUGUGAAAUAGACCAAGUAUGAUUGUUUUUUUUUCUUUGAAUUAGGCGCAUUGUUUCUUUAGUAAUAAGAAAAAUGCAUGAACUGAGAUGGUUAAG
This is a messenger RNA of Schistosoma curassoni, 2878 nucleotides long. The record is from the annotation of a GenBank genome assembly. Lineage: Eukaryota; Metazoa; Platyhelminthes; Trematoda; Strigeidida; Schistosomatidae.